Camellia sinensis is the source of this 1246-nucleotide messenger RNA. NCBI's taxonomy places the organism in Eukaryota, Viridiplantae, Streptophyta, Magnoliopsida, Ericales, Theaceae. The record is from RefSeq and is a predicted model, not a curated record.
UCAAUUAGCUCUCCUAAAUCUCAACUUCCCCUAAACUUAAAAAAUCACCAACUUACAGACAGACACCUCGACACCCAGAUUCACCGACCUCCACUGUGGCGGUGUCUUGUGUGUGCCCCCUCUCAAAGUCGGUCAAAAACCAACACUCUCAUCAUCCUCAUCCACAUCCUCAUCAUCUUCUUCUUCCUCUAGUUAUUCAUUUAACUCUUUUUCAUUUCCAUGCAUUCACAAUCUCACGUGACUCAUAUAGUCCACAACCCCAUUCAUGCUAACAAACAACUAUAAACCCUUUCACACUACGUACCUCUCUCUCCUUUUCCAAUAAAUUCCACCAAUGGCUAAACUUCAUUCCUCUUUCGCUCUUUUCUCUAUCUGUCACAUUCUAUUCACUUCCGGUGUAUUUUCAGCGACAUUCACAAUAGUAAACCAGUGCAGCUACACGGUAUGGCCAGGCAUAUUGUCCGGCGCCGGAACACCCCCUCUCUCCUCCACCGGCUUCGCCCUCCAAACCGGUGAAUCCACCGCCAUCCCCGUCCCCACCGCCUGGUCCGGCCGGUUAUGGGGUCGCACUUUCUGCACCACCGACUCCACCACCGGCAAGUUCACCUGCGCCACAGGCGACUGCGGCUCCUCCACAAUCCAAUGCUCCGGCAGCGGCGGCGCCCCUCCCGCCACCCUCGCCGAGUUCACUCUCAAUGGCGCCGGAGGCCUCGAUUUCUAUGACGUCAGCCUCGUAGACGGUUAUAACCUCCCAAUGCUUGUGGUCCCACAGGGUGGGACAGGUGGUGGGAACUGCACGGCCACAGGGUGCGUGGUUGAUCUGAACGGGUCGUGCCCUUCGGAGCUGAGGGUGAUGAGUGAUGGUGGAGCGAAGAACGUGGCCUGCAAGAGCGCGUGUGAUGCGUUUGGGGAUCCGCAGUAUUGUUGUAGUGGUGCGUACGCGACGCCUGAUACAUGUAAGCCGACUUACUUCUCCGAGUAUUUUAAAAGCGCGUGCCCACGUGCGUACAGCUACGCUUACGAUGAUGGGUCUAGUAUCUUCACAUGUGCCUCUGCAGACUAUGUCAUCACCUUCUGCCCAACUCCUGCCACCAGCUAUUUUAGUCACAAAUCAUCUUCUCAAACGGAUCUUGAGUCUUACCUGCUGCCACAAUGUUGUUGUGUCUUUUUUUUUUUAAAAAAAAAAUGAAUGUUACAUUAUUAGUGGUUGUUUUAGAGUAUCACUCUCUGGUUUCUAUCAUUGCCU